Molecule: messenger RNA, 1170 nt
Organism: Branchiostoma floridae (Florida lancelet)
Lineage: Eukaryota; Metazoa; Chordata; Leptocardii; Amphioxiformes; Branchiostomatidae
Product: 2,5-dichloro-2,5-cyclohexadiene-1,4-diol dehydrogenase-like
Exons: 2
Coding region: 98-910 (270 amino acids)
Molecular function (GO): oxidoreductase activity
Source: RefSeq, a predicted model, not a curated record
CACGUCCGCACUGGGAGGGCACCAUUGUACCCGCGCAGUCGAAAGGAAGGAGCUUCUUCAACAGACUGCUUCAUAAUACAGGUGUAUAUCAGAAACCAUGACAACCAACACGCGAAAGCCUGUUGCCCUGGUAACGGGAGGCGGGAGCGGCAUCGGCCGUGCCACGGCGGUCAGGUUUGCUGAGCUCGGGUACAGCUGUGUGGUGGCUGAUGUCGACGAGCAGAGCGCCAAGGAGACAUUGGGCAUGCUCCAAACUCCGGGCAUCGCCGUGCAGGUGGACGUCACCAUGGCAACAAGCGUGGAAGCCAUGGUAACCGCGGCGGUUAAGCGCUUCGGGCGGAUCGACUGCGCCUUUAACGGGGCCGGGACAGAGGGAUCAUACGCAAAAAUCGCGGAUCACCCAGAAGAGGAGUUCGACCGCGUCAUGGGCGUGAACGCCAAGGGCGUGUGGCUGUGUCUGAAGUACGAGAUCGCCCAGAUGCUGCAGCAGGAGCCCGUCGUGAGCGACCCGGCUAGAUGGGCCGACAAGCCGGACGUGUGCCGCUUCCGCGGGGUGCGGGGCAGCAUCGUCAACGCCAGCAGCGUGGUCGGUCUGAGCGGCUUUCAUUACCUUAGUCCCUACUGCGCAUCUAAGUGGGCCGUCCUGGGGAUCACCGAGACAGCCGCAAUGGAGUACGCCAAGGACGGGAUACGUGUGAACGCCGUCUGUCCAGCGCUGACCGCUACUCCCAUGCUGGAUCGAAUCAAAGAAAAGUUGCCACCAGACCUUCGUGGGCAAGAAGACCCAAAGUGGUAUCCAUUCGGUCGCCUGGCGGCACCCGCGGAGAUUGCAGAGGCCGUAUGCUGGCUGUGCAGCGACGCCUGUCCGUUCACUACAGGAGAGCACCUGAAAAUCGCAGGGGGGAUGUGAAGGAUCCUAUAGUAUAAAGCUGGUCUGUGCAACACACAAGCUCUCACUGUCAAGGAUUUCAUGUAGCCCCUCUUGCAGGAAGAUCGCCGAAGGGCUCCUUUAUGUCACACUGCAUGUGAACAAAUAAAAGUUCAUGAAACAUACGUUCCGUUUUAUUAUGCUUCGUGAAUUUACUAUACUAAAGCGCGUCUGUGUGUACUGGUGUGUGUAUUUGUGUGCAUGAUAAUAACGCAACACCACUGCGUGGCCAGGGAUAAUAA